Messenger RNA from Gaeumannomyces tritici R3-111a-1, 1839 nucleotides. RefSeq lists its product as hypothetical. The coding region runs from base 99 to 1637 and encodes 512 amino acids. The transcript is spliced from 2 exons. The record is from RefSeq and is a predicted model, not a curated record. Lineage: Eukaryota; Fungi; Ascomycota; Sordariomycetes; Magnaporthales; Magnaporthaceae.
AAAAAACUUUGCACAUCGUUAGCAAAACUAAAAUAAAGAUUUAAUACACCAGCACCGCGCCAGCGGCAGCCCGAAUUACCCCACUGCUGCAUCUCGUCAUGACUGCUACUUCCAGCUGCACUAUUCGCAAUUGGUUACAUCAGAUUGAUGGCAACGAUUACGCCUUGCUGGAUCGCGACUCCGUGGAUGAACGGCCUGCAAAGCGAAUCUGUAUUGAUCCCCUCCAGGCGCACGAAGUUACUGCUCAAUCGUGGCUUCCUUCGAGCCCCCCAAUGCCAACAUCAACAACGGUGCCGCUGCGCGUUACGCUGAAGCGAACAACUGAUGAGAUGAGCGAUGCGCCGGCUGCCGUUUCCGCCAUUGCCCCUCCUCUUGCCCUCCCACCGCGCCUGCCUUCGCCGACCAAACGACGCACCCGAUCGACGAGCCCCCUCAAACGCACGAACCUCCGACUCCUGCAAAAGCCCGUUCACAUCAAGACUUUCGCCGCUGGUGACACGCUGCCGGACGACAUUGAGCCGCUGCUGUCGCACGUCCAACAGGCAGUCAACAGAGAGGAGGUCAUACCCUCCGAGGUGCGCGAGGCGGCCGUCGCAGCGGAGGGAGCUGGGUCACUGCGGCCAUGGCACUUCCGCAGCACAGCAACCCCUGGCGCCGAUGCACUGCACGAAGCACUGGUGGCCAUCCGGCAAGACGCGGUCGCGGCGACCGAGGGUGAAUACCACGAGGCGGGCUGGAACAACCUGGUCCACACGCCGCUGCUGCGCCAUGUGUUUCCAUCACGCGUCGAAGUCGGCCGCACGGGUGCUCGGCUGGUGCCCGUCAUGUCGGCCGUCAUCCACAACAACUACGUACCGGGCAAAUUUGCCAGCACGUCCGCGUUGCUGAUGAACCGCCUGCACGGCCACCUUGGCGGCGACUCAGCGUCGGUCGCUGGUGACUCGGUGUCUGGUUCUGGCGAGGGCAGCAAUGCAGGGAGCAACACGGCCGGUCCGUCGGUGGACGGGCGACGGAGCGACAGUAAGAAGGUCGACUACGUGGCCUGUCUGGACGUAGCGGCAGACACACCUCUGUCGAAGGUCCUGUACAAUGUCACCUACAACCAAGGCGUUGAGGCCGACAUCCUGCCGCACGUCAACCACGUGCUGUACGCGCCGCUGCAAUGGAGUCCGAUCGCCGUGUCCAUCGAGACGAAGACAGAGGAGUCGUCGCGCGACGCCAUGCUGCAGUUAAGCAUCUGGGUCGCGGCCUGGCACAAUCGCAUGGACGCACACCGCCAGCUCAUCCGACGCGAGCUGCCGGAGCUAUGGACGGCGCGGACUGGAGCCGAAGAGGCGCGCAUUCCCAGCACUGUGCUCUUUAAGGUGGUGAACAAUUCGUGGCUGCUUUAUUUCGCCUGCGACCGCGGCACGCAUAUCGACCUGCUAGGGCCUUUCGACGUGGGCGGUACGCAAAACCUUAAAGAUAUUUAUGCACUGGUUGCCGUACUUUUGGCCGUGAGGAAUUGGAUGGAGGAAGGCUUCCGCGAUAGCGUUGCCAAAUGGUUUAUGUGCGAGGCCAUAAAUCGAGCGCUUUUCGGGGUUACAGAUAAAGAGGAAAGUGGAGCACAGCCACUGGAAGCAUGGACCCCUUAUUGAAUAGCACGAACAACGUUAGAUGACACUUUGAUUCCUUGAACCGAUCGUGUCCCACAAGCCUCGUGGGCUUUCGUACUGCGACGCCACUUUUAGCUAAAUCCCCACCAAAGUAGUCUGAAUACACACCACCAAGCUACAUACAAAAAUCAACACAUUCCAAACGCCAUAUCAAAUCAGAAAAAAAUGUUAAGAUAAAAAUUCG